Molecule: messenger RNA, 923 nt
Organism: Eurypyga helias (sunbittern)
Lineage: Eukaryota; Metazoa; Chordata; Aves; Eurypygiformes; Eurypygidae
Gene: MIER1
Product: mesoderm induction early response 1, transcriptional regulator
Exons: 6
Biological process (GO): negative regulation of transcription by RNA polymerase II
Cellular component (GO): nucleoplasm
Molecular function (GO): transcription corepressor activity; histone deacetylase binding
Source: RefSeq, a predicted model, not a curated record
UGUAUGAAAAUGAUGACCAGCUGCUGUGGAACCCUGACUUCUUACCAGAAGAUAAAGUGAUCGAGUUCCUAAAUGAAGCAUCGAGGCGUACGGGUGAUGAGAAAGGCCUGGAUGCAAUUCCUGAAGGAUCACACAUUAAAGACAAUGAGCAGGCGUUGUAUGAACUGGUUAAGUGCAAUUUUGAUACUGAAGAAUCAUUACGAAGGUUGAGAUUUAACGUAAAAGCAGCCAGAGAAGAAUUAUCAGUUUGGACAGAAGAAGAAUGUAGGAACUUUGAACAAGGACUGAAAGUCUAUGGCAAGGAUUUUCAUGUGAUUCAGGCAAAUAAGGUACGAACAAGAUCGGUUGGUGAGUGUGUGGCAUUUUAUUACAUGUGGAAGAAAUCGGAGCGUUACGAUUUCUUUGCGCAGCAAACCCGAUUUGGAAAGAAGAAAUACAAUCUUCAUCCUGGUGUAACAGAUUAUAUGGACCGUCUACUGGAUGAAAGUGAAAGUGCUGCUUCCAGUAGAGCUCCGUCCCCUCCUCCUACCACUUCCAACAGCAGCACCAGCCAGUCUGAAAGGGAAGACAGCACAACCAGCAACAGCAAUCAGAAUGGGGUGUCUGCCAACGGGCCAGGUGAGCUGCCAAACAAAGAGGAAGCAAAAACUGAAGGACUGCAUGUAAACGGACCUGCCAGUGGCAAGAAAACACCUCACACGGAUCUGGAUACAAAUGGGUAUGAAACUGAAAACCUUUCCAUUGACCCCAAACUCGCUCAUUCAGCUUCAAGAAAUGAAAACGAUUUUGAAGAAAAAACCGAAAGACCUCUAAAAAGAAGAAGAAUUAACAGCAACGGAAAAGAGAGCCCAGGGUCUUCAGAGUUUUUCCAAGAAGCAAACUCACAUGGGAAGCUUGAAGAACUAGAAACUUUGGAUGACUGA